CGAUUGCGAGUGCCUGCGAGUCGAGACCGGCAUAGCUAACUGUUUGUUGUUCCUGCACAACCUACGCAGUGCUGUGCAUCCAUAUUCGAGUCAGCUUUUCCAGUUCCCCUCGCUGUUUGUUGUCAAACUUCAGGCACUUGCGUUGAACCUACAUUCGUACUUGAAACUUCAUAGUUGCCAGUGUCAAAGCUUCUCUAGGAUCAUGGAUGGCUUUGAAGACGACAACCCAUUCGAAGUCGACGUUGACCGCAUGUCAUCAGCGACGUCUUCCACAUCCAAAGUCAACAUCUCGGCACCGUCAUCGCCCCCUGCGAACCACUCGCGUGUUGCCUCACCGACCUCUGCUACUCCAAGCCGCCCAUUCCCAUCGCCGGGAACACAAAAGCAACCGCAGCAAACCAAGACAGACUUCUGCUGUCAACGGGACCGGUGGCUACAUUCGGGAGAGGACAACGAGAUUCAGAUCUUGGAUGCUCUGAAGACAAGUGUGAAUUCCUCAACCCCUUACAUUACCUAUGUGAUUCGUGCUGGGAAUGCUGAAGCAAGGCAUCGCUACUCAGAAUUCGAGUCGCUGCGGAGCCAUCUAGUUCAACUGUACCCUACGUUGAUUAUCCCUCCUAUUCCCUCCAAGCAGACGAUCGGGGACUAUGCCACAAAGCAGGCCAGGGCGAAGGAGGACGCAGCGAUGAUUGCACGUCGGAUACGGAUGCUCCAGACGUUCCUCAAUCGGAUUGCCCAUCACCCCGUGUUAUCCAACGAACAUAUCUUCCACCGCUUCCUUGACGGCGAGGUCUCAUGGACAGAAGUCCUAAACUCACCUCCGAUAACGAACCUCCCCAGGAACAUGCUUAAGGCACCUUCGCAAAACCCGACCGACCCGAACGCCUCGCCGUCUUACAGUGUACUCGCCAACCCCUCCGCCACCCAUCCGUUGAGAACUCCUGACCAGCGCUUUGUAGACUCUGAGGUGUUCACGAAUAAGUUCGCCAAUCACCUCAGUGGUCCCAUGGAGAAGGUCUCCCGGCGCACUCUGAAACGUUGGGCAGACAUCGCCCAAGACUAUUCAGAGCUGGGGGCCGUCUUGAACGGCUUUAGUUUGAACGAGACUGGAGAUCUUUCGUCCGCCCUGGAGAAGACUGGUCAGGCGGUUGACACUAGUUACAUGUCAACAACCAGACUGGUACAAGAACUCGAGCAAAACUGGUCUGAACCACUGCAUGAAUAUGCGCAGUUCGCAUCCAUCAUCAAGAAGCUCCUUGUUUAUAGGCACCAGAAGCAUGUUCAAUACGAGAUGUCGCAAGACACGCUAGAGAACAAGCGUGAGCUACUUGAGCAGUACGAGAAGAGCGAACGAGAGGCGCAACGAUUGGAGGAUGCGCUCAACAGGGGGCGUGCGAAUAGUAGUACACCACGCACGUCUACGCCAGAGGACCAGGAUGGGCAAGAGGGGGACAAUACCGGCGAAGUCAACGAGUAUGCCACCGAAGAACCGUCUAGGUCGUUUCUGCCACCCCACCCUGGCCCCAGUCCUCUCCGUAAACGGGCACCAGGCAUGGGUUUCUUGAACGCAUUGAGUUAUACCUUGCACGGGAUGAUGGACGUGGACCCCGAGACUGCGCGGAGGAACGGGAUUGGCAAAACUCGAGAGACAAUCUCUCAGUUGGAAGAAGCAGUCCGACUCUCGAGCCAAGAUCUCAAAUACUCUAAUUCGACAAUCCAGUCCGACCUGGAUAGAUUCCAGCGGCAAAAGGUUGCCGACUUUAGGGAGAUGUCAAUUCGCAUGGCUCAAAGCCACAGGGAGUGGUGUAAAAAGAACCUGGAGGCUUGGCAAGCGGCCAAGGCUGAGGUGGAGAAGAUACCUGACCACCCUAACAAGAUUCCACCACCACAGGACGGCAAGAAAGCCGACACCGCGGCGCCGUCAGGAAUUCGGAGAGAUUCGGUUACUACAGUCAACGGACGCUGACAAACUUUCUCCGAGCUACAUAAUGUGAACUAGUUUCGACUUUAUGCUUCGUUUCGUUAGGCUCGCUUCUUCAUGUAAUAAGGACUUCAUCUGUAUCCAUUGGCUCGAGUUCCUGGAACCCUUGCAUUAUUAUGAACGCAA
Coniophora puteana RWD-64-598 SS2 is the source of this 2107-nucleotide messenger RNA. RefSeq lists its product as uncharacterized. Gene Ontology annotation, molecular function: phosphatidylinositol binding. The record is from RefSeq and is a predicted model, not a curated record. Lineage: Eukaryota; Fungi; Basidiomycota; Agaricomycetes; Boletales; Coniophoraceae. Bases 203 to 1966 code for a protein of 587 amino acids. The transcript is spliced from 8 exons. Gene Ontology annotation, biological process: retrograde transport, endosome to Golgi.